This is a messenger RNA of Microthlaspi erraticum, 4137 nucleotides long. NCBI's taxonomy places the organism in Eukaryota, Viridiplantae, Streptophyta, Magnoliopsida, Brassicales, Brassicaceae. The record is from the annotation of a GenBank genome assembly.
AUGUUGCGCGCGAGAGCAUUUCGGCAGACCAACGGGAAGAUUGUGAAGAUACAGGUUCAUCCCACGCAUCCAUGGCUUGUUACGGCCGAUGAUACGGAUCACGUCUCCGUCUGGAACUGGGAGCAUCGUCAGGUGAUUUAUGAAUUGAAAGCCGGCGGUGUUGACGAGCGCCGUUUAGUUGGUGCCAAGUUAGAGAAGCUUGCCGAGGGAGAUUCCGACUAUAAAGGCAAGCCCACUGAAGCCAUUCGAGGAGGAAGUGUCAAGCAGGUGAAGUUUUAUGAUGACGAUGUGCGUUACUGGCAACUGUGGCGCAAUCGCUCUGCAGCUGCUGAAUCUCCAUCAGCUGUCGAUCAUCUCACUUCUGGUUUCACUUCUCCUGCUCCAUCGACUAAAGGCCGGCAUUUUCUGGUCAUCUGUUGCGAGAAUAAAGCCAUUUUCUUGGACUUGGUGACAAUGCGUGGUCGAGAUGUGCCAAAGCAAGAACUUGACAACAAGUCACUUCUCUGCAUGGAGUUCCUUACCAGAUCAUCUGGUGGUGAUGGCCCUUUAGUUGCAUUUGGUUCAACUGAUGGUGUUAUUAGGGUUUUAUCAAUGAUAACAUGGAAGCUUGCACGUAGAUAUACAGGUGGCCAUAAAGGAUCAAUUUAUUGCUUGAUGAAUUUCAUGGCAUCAUCUGGCGAAGCACUCCUUGUUUCAGGUGGCAGUGAUGGCUUACUUGUACUGUGGAGUGCUGAUCAUGCUACUGAUUCAAGGGAUCUUGUACCCAAGCUUAGCUUAAAGGCACAUGAUGGUGGGGUGGUGGCUGUUGAGCUGUCAAGGGUAAGUGGCAGUGCUCCACAAUUGAUUACAAUUGGUGCUGACAAGACAUUGGCCAUUUGGGACACGAUGACAUUUAAGGAGCUGCGGAGAAUUAAACCUGUCCCGAAGCUAGCUUGCCACAGUGUUGCAUCUUGGUGUCACCCUCGAGCACCAAACCUUGAUAUUUUGACUUGCGUUAAAGAUUCACAUAUAUGGUCUAUUGAGCAUCCAACUUAUUCGGCCCUGACGAGGCCAUUGUGUGAACUUUCUUCCUUGGUUCCCCCUCAAGUACUUGCAACCCACAGAAAACUUAGGGUCUAUUGUAUGGUUGCACAUCCUCUACAGCCACAUCUCGUUGCAACUGGCACUAAUGUUGGUAUUAUAGUUAGUGAAUUUGAUCCUCGUGCCAUCCCGUCUGCAGCUCCUCUACCAGCACUGUCUGGAAGUCGGGAGAAUUCAGCUGUAUAUAUCCUUGGAAGAGAACUAAAGCUCUUGAACUUUCAAAUAUCCAACUCAGCCAGCCCAUCCCUUGGAAAUAAUAGUGCUUUAUCCCAAUCAGGGAUGUCUAUGGGAGACCUAGGUGAACAGAUGACUGUAAAGCAGACCAAAAAGCAGAUUGUGGCACCUGUUCCGCAUGAUUCAUACUCGGUUCUUUCUGUAAGCAGUUCAGGGAAGUAUGUGGCAAUUGUAUGGCCUGAUGUUCUGUACUUCUCUAUCUACAAGGUCAGUGACUGGUCCAUUGUUGAUUCUGGAAGUGCAAGACUUUUGGCUUGGGAUACAUGUCGGGAUAGAUUUGCAAUACUAGAAUCUGUGUUACCUCAAAGGAUGCCUAUAAUCCCAAAGGGUGGUUCAUCAAGAAAGGCGAAAGAAGCCGCUGCAGCCGCAGCUCAAGCUGCUGCUGCCGCUAAUGCAGCUUCAUCAGCUAGUGUCCAAGUUCGUAUUCUCUUAGAUGAUGGAACCUCAAACAUACUCAUGAGAUCUGUAGGAGGUCGCUCUGAGCCGGUCAUUGGUCUGCAUGGUGGUGCUCUUCUUGGUAUAGGCUAUCGCACAUCCCGUAGGAUUAGUCCUCUUGCUGCAACAGCUAUUUCAACCAUUCAGUCGAUGCCACUCUCAGGAUUUGGAAACAGCAAUGUUUCUUCGUUUUCUAGCUAUGAUGAUGGUUCUUCGCAGAGAACAGCUGAGUCCGCACCCCUAAACUACCAGCUCUACAGUUGGGAAAAUUUUGAGCCAGUAGGUGGUAUGCUACCUCAGCCAGAAUGGACAGCAUGGGACCAAAGAGUUGAGUAUUGUGCUUUUGCUUAUCAACAAUACAUGGUCAUAUCGUCCUUGCGCCCUCAGUAUAGAUAUCUUGGUGAUGUUGCUAUUUCACAUGCUACUGGAGCUGUUUGGCAUCGCAGGCAGCUGUUUGUGGCCACACCAACCACAAUUGAAUGUGUUUUUGUGGACGCGGGAGUUACUGAAAUUGAUAUAGAGACUAGGAAAAUGAAAGAAGAAAUGAAACUUAAGGAGGCGCAGGCUAGAGCGGUUGCAGAGCAUGGAGAGUUAGCCUUAAUAACAGUAGAAGGUGCCCAGAAUGCCAACCAAGAAAGGAUAUCUUUGAGGCCUCCCAUGCUGCAGGUGGUGCGUUUAGCUUCUUUCCAAAAUGCUCCAUCUGUUCCACCAUUUUUAUCAUUGCCGAGACAGUCUCGAGGUGAUGGCGAUGACAUGGAUGAAAGAAGGACCAAUGAGGUAGCUGUAGGUGGUGGGGGAGUCUCAGUGGCUGUUACUCGUUUCCCCGUGGAACAAAAGCGACCCGUGGGGCCACUUGUUGUUGCUGGUGUACGGGAUGGAGUUCUUUGGCUCAUUGACAGAUACAUGUGUGCCCAUGCCAUAUCACUGAGCCAUCCUGGUAUCCGCUGUCGCUGUCUUGCUGCGUACGGAGAUGCUGUUAGCGCAGUUAAAUGGGCAAGUAGGCUUGGGAGAGAACACCAUGACGAUCUAGCACAGUUUAUGCUAGGGAUGGGAUACGCAACAGAAGCUCUUCAUUUGCCUGGAAUAUCUAAGAGGCUGGAGUUUGAUUUAGCGAUACAGAGCAACGAUCUGAAGAGGGCACUACAUUGUCUUCUCACAAUGAGUAAUAGCAAGGACAUUGGACAGGACAGUGUAGGCCUUGAGUUGAGUGACAUUCUCUCUUUGGCAGCUGAGAAGAAAGAAGAUGUUGUUGAAGCUGUGGAGGGAAUAGUGAAAUUUGCAAAGGAGUUUCUUGAUCUUAUAGAUGCUGCAGAUGCCACUGGACAGGCCGACAUUGCUCGUGAAGCUCUCAAAAGACUGGCCACUGCAGGUUCGGUCAAAGGCGCUUUACAGGGUCAUGAGCUGCGAGGCCUUGCAUUACGCCUGGCAAAUCAUGGAGAAUUGACACGCCUAAGUAGUUUGAUAAACAAUCUGAUCUCCAUAGGCCUCGGGCGAGAAUCGGCAUUUGCUGCUGCAGUUCUUAACGACAACGCGCUCAUGGAGAAGGCAUGGAAAGACACAGGAAUGCUCGCAGAAGCCGUGCUACAUGCCCAUGCAAAUGGUCGUCCAACGCUAAAGAACCUGGUCCAGGCUUGGAAUAAAACGCUUCAGAAGGAAGUCGAGCAAGCUCCAUCUUCCAAAACCGAUGCUGCAAGUGCGUUUCUGGCUUCUCUUGAAGAUCCAAAGCUCACGAGUUUAUCUGAUGCAUCCAAAAAACCUCCGAUCGAGAUUCUUCCUCCCGGAAUGUCUUCAAUCUUUGCUUCCAUUACUGCUGCUCCCAAGAAACCUCUACUUACACAGAAGACUCCACAGCAAGAACCAGGUAAGCCAUUGGCUAUUGAAGAAGCAGCUAAACCAUUGGCUAUCGAAGCUCCUCCAUCUUCUGAACCAACACAGACUGAAUCAGCGCCUGAAACUACACCUGUUCCUGAGUCAGCUGCACCUGAAACUGCAGCUGCUGGUGAGUCAGCAGCACCUGAAACUGCAGCCGUUGCUGAGUCAGCAGCACCGGAAACUGCAGCCGUUGCUGAGUCAACACCAACACCAACCACUGUGGAUGGACAAGUGACAGAGACAGUUUCUGAGCCUACUCCGGUAGAGAAGGAGGAAACAUCUUUGGAAGACAAAAGCGAUCCGUCUUCAACUCCAAACACAGAAACAACUGUAGCAACAGAAGAUAAUAGCCAAGCAACAACGCCAACGCCAACGCCGCCGCCGCCACCGCCACCGCAGCCUGAAACUGUUACAACAACAGUGAAACCAACAGAGAACGCAGCACCCGUGAGGCCACAAGUAACCUAUCCUCCAAUAAGAAGCCAACCAAUUGAUUUUGAUUUCUUGAAUGGCUAA